AUGUGGACUAACAAGGACAUUCUGAUUUUGAGUUUAGCUAAUAAUUUUCUGAAUGGGUCGCUGGCUCCAGAAAUUGGAAACAUGAAGAACAUGCUAGAGUUAUAUCUAUCAGGAAAUCAAUUCUCGGGUAAUAUUCCUCGCACUAUAGGACAACUUCAAAGUUUGGAAAAUCUAACAUUAUCAAACAAUCAAUUGCAUGGUCCUAUACCUGAUUCGUUUGGUAAUCUGAUUUCAUUGAAAAUGUUGGAUUUAUCCAAGAAUAAACUCGAUGGUGUAAUCCCCAAGUCAAUGGAGAAACUUGAAGACCUUGAGUAUUUCAAUGUUUCGUUCAAUGAACUGACCGGUGAAAUUCCAAAUGGAGGGCAUUUUAAGAACUUUAGCUCUGAUUUUUUCAUUGGCAAUGGAGAAUUGUGUGGAGCAUCUCAAUUUAAGGAAACUUUUGGCUAUCAUUCUGAAGAUUUUUAA
Molecule: messenger RNA, 465 nt
Organism: Fraxinus pennsylvanica
Lineage: Eukaryota; Viridiplantae; Streptophyta; Magnoliopsida; Lamiales; Oleaceae
Source: the annotation of a GenBank genome assembly